This is a messenger RNA of Lotus japonicus, 1913 nucleotides long. RefSeq lists its product as uncharacterized. The record is from RefSeq and is a predicted model, not a curated record. Lineage: Eukaryota; Viridiplantae; Streptophyta; Magnoliopsida; Fabales; Fabaceae. Gene Ontology annotation, molecular function: protein binding. The transcript has 2 exons. Bases 271 to 1386 code for a protein of 371 amino acids.
GUGCUUCUUUACUUAGAAUUUGCAAUCUAUUCUUCAAAGAACUUGAGUUAGCUAGUUCCAAAUUCACAUCACUUCCUAUAAUCUCAUCACUUUUCCAUCACCUCGAUCACUCACUUCUCUCUGCCACCAUCGCAAGAGGCAAGGUGGAAGAAACUCUGCGACACCAUCGCAAGAGGCAAAGUCCCCAGCUUCGAUCACUCACUUCUCUCUGCCACCAUCAUCAUGGAAAAAGGGUCAUAGAAAUCUUGCGAGUGAUUGAGAUCUUAUAAUAUGGAUAGCCAAAAGAAAGGUAAUGCAGUUGACAGCUGCAGUAGUUCCUCUUCUUCGCCGAGAAAGAUGCAACAAAAUGAUACUAGAGCAGAGUCCCUGAGUGAAGACAUCAUCUUUUUUGAUAUCUUGACUAGGCUUCCUGGUACUUUUCUCCAUAGAAAUGCAAAGUUUGUUUGCAAAGCUUGGGCUGCGAUAAUGGGUAACUCGCAAUUUGUUGAGGCACAUCUCCGUCGUGCAAAACCUGGUAUUUUCCUUCAAAGCACAAUACAUCCCUAUGGUGCCCGUUUCCUUGAGAUCAAAGACAAUGGAGGUUUGAGAAUCACUGAAUUAAAUCCUCAAUAUCCAGGGAGAAUUUUGAACAGUUGUGAUGGUCUAGCACUGUUUUUCCAAUAUGCUACAGGAGCUCUUCAUGUUGCCAACCCUGUUACAAUGCAGGUUACAAGAGUUCCUGAUCUACUUGGAGCUAGGCUGAUGUACCCUCCAUGUGCAAUAGCUCGCGUUCCUUCCACUGGCGAGUUUAAGUUAUUUGCUGCUAUUGCACAAAAAUAUUCAGGAGUUUUUGUUUGCCACUGGUAUGUGUUAAGACUCGGAAUAGAUUGUGUCUGGAGAAAAUUUUUGACAGAUUCUGGUGAUUAUGAUUUUACAUGCUCUCCAAUUUACAAUGGAGCUUAUGAUCUCUACUGGACAACGAAGAAUAGAGUGAUUGUGAUGGAUAUUGAUAAGGAAACAUUCCGACCAUUUCUGCUUCCUCAAGAGCUAAGGUGGCAUCCACAGUACCUGAAGAUGGGUGACUGUCUCUCUGCCAUUAUCUUUCUUGAGCAAGGAUUUCAAAUACACACUUUUGAUGCACAGUCAGGGAAAUGGACUUUCUAUCACCAUAUAGGACAUCUCAAUUAUCCCACCACAGGCUCUGAUGUGUUAUGUGAGUUUUUCUGUGCUUGGAUGAACCAAGAGUUGAUUAUUAAACCAAUAGCUAUACCUUCUCCGGGGACUUUAAUUUCUGGUUACAACGUGAAGACAAGAAGUCUGUGGACGAUGAAUUACAGAGAGAUGGGUUCACAUCACUUGGAGCUUCAUACUAUUAGUCUGAUUUCAUGGAAAAGUGCUCUGUCAUAAUAAUUAAGCUCAUAGAUUAGUAAUUCAUCCAAUAAAUGUAGUUGGCUUAUGGUGGUUCUCAAACUCUUGUUUUUCCAAUAUACAUUGUGGUUUUUAAUUGUGUGAACGAGACGACAGAUUAUAUUCCAACAUUGCAUUUAGGGAUAAGCCUUGGAAGCAUAGCAUCCUACUCCUACCUAUGGAUAUCAAACAAACUUGUUAGUAGGAUUUGGAACACCAAUGAACCAUUGCUUGUGAACUCUGAAAUUGGUCUGGUAUGAGGUUGCAACUCACAGCAAUUUGUCAGUGAUAAGAAAACCAUUGUUUUCUUGUUAGUAUAAUGUCUCUUGUUUUGAUAAGAAAUCUGUUAUCCUGUUCGAAGUCCUUCUCAAUUGCUUUUGUAUUCACUAACCCCUAGUGUAGCAUCCAAUAUGAUUGUUUCAAUUUCUCCUGAAUUAUUUUUAAAUGCACAUUCGUAUUGGAAAUGCUUAUGAGUUAUCUGAAUUUUGAGGUGAAUUAUUUGCUCACGGAAAAUGAUUCUUUGUCUC